Molecule: messenger RNA, 891 nt
Organism: Aspergillus udagawae
Lineage: Eukaryota; Fungi; Ascomycota; Eurotiomycetes; Eurotiales; Aspergillaceae
Product: GTPase-activating protein
Exons: 3
Coding region: 1-891 (296 amino acids)
Cellular component (GO): membrane
Molecular function (GO): ATP hydrolysis activity; ATP binding; ATPase-coupled transmembrane transporter activity
Source: RefSeq, a predicted model, not a curated record
AUGUUCAGGUUUCAAUUCUUCCUGUGUUUCAGCACAAUCAUCUUCGGGGCGCAGUCCGCAGGGACCAUCUUCAGCUUUGCACCGGAUAUUGCCAAAGCCAGGCACGCUGCUGCUAGUCUCAAGGCUCUCUUCGACCGGACGCCGGAUGUCGAUAGCUGGAGCCAUGAUGGCGAGAUGGUCCAGAGUAUAGAAGGCCAUGUCGAGUUCAGAAACCUCGUUCUGCGAGGUCUCAAUCUGCACGUCAAGCCCGGGCAGUACGUUGCGUUCGUCGGAGCUAGUGGAUGUGGCAAAUCCACUGCAAUUGUCCUCUUGGAGAGAUUCUACGAUCCAGUCCUCGGCGGUGUCUAUGUCGACGGCAAGGAAAUCUCGUCAUUCAACAUCAACAAUUAUCGCUCCCAUCUCGCACUUGUCAACCAAGAGCCAACGCUCUACCAAGGUACCAUCCGUGAGAAUAUUAUGCUGGGUACGGACCGAGAUGACGUUUCGGAAGACGAAAUGGUGCUAUGCUGCAAGAACGCAAACAUCUACGAUUUCAUCAUCAGUCUGCCGAACGGUUUCGAUACCCUCGUUGCUAGAGCAUUGCUCCGCAACCCCAGAAUCCUUUUGCUGGAUGAGGCCACUUACGCUCUCGAUUCAGAGUCUGAAAAACUCGUGCAAGCCGCUCUGGAUACCGCAGCUCAAGGCCGCACGACGAUCGCGGUGGCGCAUCGUCUCAGUACGGUGCAAAAGGCAGACAUGAUCUAUGUCUUCAACCGAGGCCGCAUCAUCGAGUGUGGAACUCAUUCUGAGCUGAUGCAGAAGCGAUCGGCUUACUUUGAGCUUGUCAGCUUGCAGAAUUUGGGCGAAAUGAGAAUCUUCUACCUGGGGAUCCUAAGAGUUCGGCGGUUCUGA